Messenger RNA from Strongylus vulgaris, 1320 nucleotides. The record is from the annotation of a GenBank genome assembly. Lineage: Eukaryota; Metazoa; Nematoda; Chromadorea; Rhabditida; Strongylidae.
AUGGACGACCUGAAGAUCUAUACACCUGUCUGGGAAGAUAUGGCGUUGGCCAGAACUGGAAUCCAAAGCCUCUUUGGACAGCUUGGUCUUGAACUCAAUACACGUAAGUGUGCUUCACGAAGUCUAAACUGGGCCUUCACGGCUCAAUUGGACAGUAUACCAAUUCUUGGAAGCAAUGAGUUCUAUAAAUAUCUGGGCGCUGAGCAAAAUGGACUAGUUUGUAUCGGGGACUUAUUUAAUCGCGUUGAAACUGCUGCUUUGGCUUUAGCCAGGAGGUUGUUCUUCAGCGAUCUGACGGUUCGCCAGAAGGUCAAUGGGUACAACCAAAUGGUGAUCCCUAAGCUCAAAUAUGCGUUUUCCUGCGUGAUUUUCGGAGCGGGCAAACUAGGUUCCUUAAAGAAACGGGCAUCCCGUUUCGAUGCUGACAUCCGUAAGGUUAUGGAAGAUUCUCGGUUGAGAUUCCGAACUAACUGUGCGGCUCGGCUCUAUGUCGAUAAAGAGUCUGGAGGGUUAGGCCUGAAGUCGGUUGAAGAGGAGCUAGAUAGGAGCAUCGCUUACACGUGGUGCUACUUGGCCUCGAAUACUGAUCUUCUAGUCCCCUAUCAGCUCUCGGAAAGCCUCCGUUCAAGUAAAAAGAGAUCUCUGACCUCGGAUUUUCUGAAGGUGCUUAGCGCCAACGGAAUUGAGGAAGGAAGGAUCCAAAGGACGUCUAUAGCUGCGAUUAAGGUAGAUAACAACACGUUUUUCCAUGCAACUGAUGCUGCGCGUGCUGUGGCCGAGCUGAUUCGGGCCAGAUGGGCGAAAGUCCGUCUGACGGCUUGGAGAAGCAAGGCUGUGGCUAGUCGUGUCAUACAGGAGCAAGGACGAAAUAGGGAACAGCCCACUGGUUUAUGCCUCAAGGAUUCAUUCUUGUGGUCGUCCAGAGGGUGGGUUUCAUCAGUAGUCCUAAGGAACGUUUGGUCUGUGCAAGAGGGCUCUUUGCUUACGAAUGGUAGCGCUGCUGGCAGAGUCUGCAAUGCUUCGGCUAGAGGGCUCUGUCGUAUGCGUUGUUCCCCCGAUGCCGUGGAGACAGCAGAGCACAUAGUGUCUUCCUGCGCCCACUGGCGAACUAAUAUCAUGGUGGAACGCCAUGACGAUGUUGCCCGCGUUUUGUAUGCUUCGAUUAGGCGUAAAUACGAGAUCAGGGAAAAAGUGAAUUCAUAUCAGCCCCAUGUGAUUGAAACGCCUCACGUGGUGAUUCACUGGAAUGACCCAAUAUGGUCAAGCGAAGGAUUGGCACAUAACAGACCAGAUAUUCUGGUCUGGGACAAAGUCCUUAAA